UUUUGAGUCAAAAUCCAAAUACUUAAAACCCUAACUCUUCUGUUUUUCUCCAUUUAUUCGCUCUCCCUGGUUCGCGUUCCUUCCUGGCUUUACUCUGCAACCAUAAAAAUUAGGGCUUCUGAUUCCCAGGAAGCUGAGUGAUAUUUUGCAGAGCAGGGUCGUGCUUGGGGAUUAGAAAAGAGGCUUUUUAACCAAUUAACAAUGGCUGAUGAUGAUUACAAUGAGAUGGAUGUUGGAUAUGAGGAUGAGCCCGUGGAGCCAGAGAUUGAAGAAGGUGCAGAGGAGGAGGAUGUGGAUAACAAUGAUGAUCUUGCUGGAGAUGCCAUUGAAACUGAUGACAAGGAAGAACAAGUACCAGUGGAACGGCCUCGCAAAACAUCAAAAUUUAUGACCAAAUAUGAACGGGCUAGAAUCUUGGGUACCCGUGCUGUACAAAUUAGCAUGAAUGCCCCUGUGAUGGUUGAGUUGGAGGGUGAGACUGACCCGCUUGAGAUUGCUAUGAAGGAGCUUCGUGAGCGGAAGAUACCCUUUACCAUCCGCCGCUACCUGCCUGAUGGAAGUUAUGAAGAUUGGGGAGUUGAUGAACUGAUUGUGGAAGAUUCCUGGAAGAGGCAGGUGGGAGGUAACUGAUCAGAUUAAUACAAGCAAGGAAAAUGUUUUGUGCUCUAAAUCUUGUUCGGAGGAUCUUGCUUAUGUCAUUUUGUGUUUUGGCACUGGCCCUAUGAACUACAUGUCAAAACACUAUUAUGUCAAGUAUGUUUGAAACGUUGGUGUAUGCUACUUUUAUGUCAAAUAUGUACUAGGUUGGCAGUUGA
Molecule: messenger RNA, 815 nt
Organism: Rosa rugosa (rugosa rose)
Lineage: Eukaryota; Viridiplantae; Streptophyta; Magnoliopsida; Rosales; Rosaceae
Product: DNA-directed RNA polymerases II and V subunit 6B-like
Exons: 7
Coding region: 202-630 (142 amino acids)
Biological process (GO): DNA-templated transcription
Cellular component (GO): RNA polymerase I complex; RNA polymerase II, core complex; nucleus
Molecular function (GO): DNA binding; DNA-directed RNA polymerase activity
Source: RefSeq, a predicted model, not a curated record